Molecule: messenger RNA, 1879 nt
Organism: Bufo gargarizans (Asiatic toad)
Lineage: Eukaryota; Metazoa; Chordata; Amphibia; Anura; Bufonidae
Gene: FYTTD1
Product: forty-two-three domain containing 1
Exons: 9
Coding region: 170-1003 (277 amino acids)
Biological process (GO): mRNA export from nucleus
Molecular function (GO): mRNA binding
Source: RefSeq, a predicted model, not a curated record
CAAAGAUGUCUGCUACGUCGUGCCGCGGCGUCACGCUGGACGUCAUUUGAUGUAGCAGGCAGGUCCCUCAGUGAGCGGCGGCUAGGCCUAGUCACUGAGCUUUUGGUACCGAUUUUGAGCGACUGCACCGGUGACUAUAGACUUCUGCAUUCUACUGACGGUGACCGACAUGGUGCCGUCUACAUCCGACAUGACCGACGUUGACAAGAUUGAUAUGUCGCUCGAUGACAUUAUUAGGUUAAAUAGGCAAGAACAGCACAACCAAGCGUUGUUCAAUGGAGGAGCACAAACACAUUUUUUCAAUCAGUUUAGAGGCAACAAGGGAAAGUGGAGUCCACGAUGGCAGACUGGUGCUGGAAACAUUGUGCAGAGGCGCCCCUAUGGUGGCAAGACAGCAUUGCGUAGGAUGUCCUCGUGGAGUGGAGUUAGCCCUUUGAAUCGUCCAAUUCGCAUGAGGAAUUCAGCACCUCAGCGGCUGCCUUUCAGGAGAAAAAUGAACUUUUCAAGACCCAUGGAUUUGGCAAGCAGGUCUACAACAGCAUUGCACCGAUAUCCGUUUAAUAGCAAUUAUUCUUACACAAACACCUUUAGAAGUGGACUGAGAAUGAGGCAGCAAAGAGACACUCGACAAGCCACAUAUUUCCUUCAGAGAGGCCUCAAGGUCCAGACACAAAUGGACAGUGAUCAGGAAAUUGAAGACCUGAACAGAAAUCGUGCAUGGAGGACAUCUAUGAAUAGAAGUGGUCUUCUGACUGUAUCAUUUGGUAAUCCCUCAGCUGUACCAAGCAGUAUGGGAGCAAUGUUGCCGAGACCUCCGCUUCCCUUUUUUUUGAAAAAGGAAGGUGCAGAACCCAAGGUUCCCAAGGGGGUUCAACUUGACUUUGAUAUAAACAGUGUUGCUAAACAGACUGGAAUCACACUGAAUGAGCGGUUCAAGAUUCUGAAGGAACAAAGACUGUCUCAGAAUGUGAACAAAGGAAGCAGAUUUGUGACUGUGGGAUGAGCUCUGGCCCUUGCCUAGGGCUAUGCUCUGUUUACGUUCAUUUUUGUAUUUUACCUGACUUUAAUGCAGAGGCCAAGAAAUAAUGUCUCCUGCACCAAGGCUACGGCUCUUCAUAUUUUUUUUUUCAGAGCUAUAAGUGGAGAACUUUCGUAUUGUUUGUACUGUGAAAUACAGAUAAAAGAAUUUAUAAACCGGAAAAGUGGAAUGGAAUUCUUAAGUGACUACUUUCAGGCCUUGGCUACAGUUGAAAUACAGAUACAUAGUUAACAUUUUUAUUUUGCUGGAGGAGAUGGUUUCCAUGUUAUAACCUGGACUGUUGAGGUUUUCCUACACUGUUCUUUCUUGUACAGUUUUAUGUAUGCUCUACAACUUGUAUAAUUAAUUAGUAAAUAUCAAAAGCCUACAAAGUGAAGAUUUACUUUUUCCCAAAUACUUCAAUAUGAGCAGAGAAUCUUCUGCUGAAGUCUUGGUACUACGAGUGCCUACUUGUUAUGGAAUACCCACUCUCUCAUUGGCAUUCUGUUGGCUCCACCUGGAAGUUGGAACAAGGGUUUUUCGGCAAUGAUUUCUUAUCUAAAGUAUUAACACCCUUGCUGGGUUUGAGAAACAGCAUUCUGCUUAUUUAGAUAUAGACUGUUGGCAGGAAUUCUGCCAAGAAGAACACUGAAGUGUUGCUUAGUAGCAUUUUGGAAAAUAUCAAUGUUUUGUUACAAGUUCGAUACUUGAGGUUUUGGUUGAGAUUUCCAUGCAUACAGACUGCAGUUCUUGUUUGUCUUGGUGAAUGACAUUUUUGCUACAGUUAAACAAUGUUGAUGAAACAAUAUUGUUUAUCUUACCCUUUUUCAUAAUAAAUCAUUCUGCAAGACUUUGUUCCUA